CCGCCUUUGGCGCGCGCGACUCGAUUGCGAACGACGCUCUGUCAACGCACUCGACGCCAUCGACAUUCUCCCUAGCUAGCUCUCUCCGGGUGCCCUAUUUUUAGCAUUAGCUAACGCUCCUCCCGUCCAAUAAACUUUUCCCUAGCUUACUGUUGUGUCUUCUAUCCAUUAUUUUUGGUUGGCCGUCUAGUCGCGUACCGGAUAUAUAGCGCACGAUCAACGCGCUAUAAUUGGUGACCCCGAAAAAAAACUAUUUUUGGUGAGUUCGGUACUAAUAUUUUUUUUCAGAUCCGGUUAUUUAUUCUGUCUACCUUUCUACUUUUUCUCUUUACUAUUUGUGUUCACAUUCACACGCUCCGGAAUUAUUUCACCAUGAAGGUCAUUCGCCCAGAUUCUGACGAUCAGGUUUGUGGGUUCCGUUUCCCUCUCCCGCCUUUCCGAGAGACUAACCCUAAGGCCUGGUUUAACCAGCUAGAGUCCAUUUUUUCGUUACAUGGCGUUAACUCUGACAGCGUCAAAUUUCACUGCGUUGUCGCCGCGCUUCCCCCGCAAGUCGUCGAUGACCUCGACGACAUCUUGGAACUUCCGGAACAUCAGAAAAGUUACGAUGAGCUUAAGGCCGUCGUCUUAAAGCGAUUUGGCAUAUCAGACCAUGCUCGCGUCACGCAGCUUCUUAAUGAAACCGAGCUAGGGGAUCGAAAGCCUUCGCAGUUGCUGCACAAGAUGCAAGCUCUAGCUAAGCCUCUCGCUGUUGGCGACUCUUUCCUUAAAGAGAUGUGGCUUCGUUGCCUGCCACGUGACAUGCGCAAUCCCUUGUAUGCAAACGAUGCGCCUCUUCCUCAGCUCGCCGAUAUUGCCGACCGUAUUUGGGAAUCCAACGCCCAAAUAUCUCAGGUUCAGUCUACCUCCAGUACAGAGGUAGCAGAACUAAGAGCGCAAGUAUCCGCAUUGACCAACCGACUAGAGAAGCUAACACAAUCCGGAUCCAACCGCCGAAAUCGUCCCAGUAGUCGCAGUCCUCCUAGAUCACGUUCGAAAUCUCCCCCUAGGUCAAGCUAUUGCUGGUACCACGAGCGAUUUGGUCAUCAGGCCAGAUCGUGUCGCCCACCUUGUUCUUUCAAGCGCAACAUGCAGGGAAACGGGUAGGCCAGCACGUAGGGGCGACGGACGUUGCUGGCUGCCCCAGUCGCCUUUUCUUUGUCACCGAUCGCAGUACGGGAGUACGCUAUCUCGUUGACACCGGCGCAGAAGUCAGCGUUAUCCCACGUGAUUCUAAUGACGUUAUCGAAGAGGCGACCGGUUCUUUGCGCGCUGCAAACGGCACCACCAUUCGCGUGUAUGGUCAACGCUCGCGC
This is a messenger RNA of Dicrocoelium dendriticum, 1355 nucleotides long. The record is from the annotation of a GenBank genome assembly. Lineage: Eukaryota; Metazoa; Platyhelminthes; Trematoda; Plagiorchiida; Dicrocoeliidae.